UUAUACCAUCUUGGAAACUAACAAAUGCAAAGAGCUGGAGAUCUCUACGUUCAGCAUCUUCUGGUAGACAGGUCAACAUCCCUGAGGAAAACAUAAAGAAAAUGCUCAAUGUACCAUUUUCGUCUCUGCUUACAAGCAAUGAAGAUGUGAAAAAAGCUAUUAUUUUUUCCCAUAAUGAAGCUAGAAGAAAUGCUAAACCCUCUGCAAGUAACAUGCUAGAAAUGGUAUGGGAUGAUGAUGCCGCAAAAAAAGCAGAAGGGUACGCCAAAAUGUGUAUAGCUGGCCAUAGCCCACCUAGCUACAGAAAGAUUUCAGAUAUCAAUUGUGGAGAAAAUGUAUUCCUGUCGUCAUUUAAAGCCGCUUGGGAAGAUGUAUUGCAAUCAUUUCUUAGUGAAGCUGUAGAUUUCGAUUAUGGGAAAGGACCAAAGAGUCCUUCGUUAGAAAUUCGUCAUUAUACACAGAUGAUGUGGGCCUCCUCAAAUCGUGUUGGAUGUGGUGUAGCUGAGUGCUCAAAUAAUGUCUUCAAAUAUGAUUACGUCUGUAUUUACUGCCCAGGGGGAAAUGAUGGCGACUCAAUUGGCUUCCCAUACAAAUCUGGACCUGCAUGUGAAGAUUGCAAAUCAUCGUGUGACAAAGGCCUUUGCACAAACCCAUGCCCACAUCAAGACAAGUAUGCAGAUUGCAAAGACUAUUAUCAUGGACAAAAAUGUGAUGCAAGCCUCGAGGAAGAUUGUCCUGCAACCUUUUUCUCCUAUGAUGCAGUGGAAAUGGAGAGUAUUCUGGGUUCAAUCAUGAGUUCCUCACAUCACCUGAUAAGGAUAUUGACAACCAUGACUAGGACAAAGCACGAAAUAAUCAAGUUGGAACAGGAAAUUAAACAGUUGGAAGAUUCACUUUGCCUUGCUGCAACUAAAGAGGAAAUUGCAUCUGUAAUACUUAUAGUUGAUACGCACAUUAACUCUGUCCAAAAGGAUGUCAAGGCACAUAAAUGCAAGAAAUUUCAACGUGACUUUGACAACAACUUUAAAGGAUGGGUUUACACUUAG
Molecule: messenger RNA, 1046 nt
Organism: Pelobates fuscus (common spadefoot toad)
Lineage: Eukaryota; Metazoa; Chordata; Amphibia; Anura; Pelobatidae
Product: cysteine-rich venom protein pseudechetoxin-like
Exons: 9
Coding region: 102-1046 (314 amino acids)
Cellular component (GO): extracellular region
Source: RefSeq, a predicted model, not a curated record